Messenger RNA from Daphnia magna, 5487 nucleotides. RefSeq lists its product as uncharacterized. Bases 57 to 5432 code for a protein of 1791 amino acids. Gene Ontology annotation, cellular component: membrane. NCBI's taxonomy places the organism in Eukaryota, Metazoa, Arthropoda, Branchiopoda, Diplostraca, Daphniidae. Gene Ontology annotation, biological process: protein import; protein targeting. The transcript has 2 exons. Gene Ontology annotation, molecular function: ABC-type protein transporter activity; ATP binding. The record is from RefSeq and is a predicted model, not a curated record.
CAGACAGCAAGGCCAGUAAGUGGUCCAAAGAAUAUUUCAAUCAAGUGUUUCCUUCCAUGUCGAUAUUCGAAACGGGAGAACAGACAGAAGACAAAGUUCCAGAUGAUGCAAUUCAAACCGUUUUGACGACGCUUAACGACUUGUUGCCAGUUGAAAAUCGAAAAUCUGGCAAAGAUAUCCAAUCAGACUACCGAGGUAAUUUUUUCAUCGACGGCACUGCGAAAGAUGGCAGUAAAAUCACCGUAUCCUACUAUCAGUCCAAGACAAAAAAACACACGCUUGUUCUCUGCCAAGGAAGUUCCAUCGGACAAGGUGGAUCUGGAGGCACCAUGAUCUUUGAAUGCAUGACUGGAAAAAACUCGUUCGCAUUCGAAUCCAGCGUUCCAGUCGUUGGUAAGGAAAAUCGUCAACCAAGGGCUGUGCGGAUGGGUGUCUACCAAGCAAUGGGUUCGAAUGGCGCCAUGGGAACACCUGUAGGAGACGUUGGUUUCAUCCACAGGCUGGACACAUCUGAGGCAUCUGCAAACAAAAAUCAGACGGGUCAUUACAUCGGCUUCGAAAAUGAUGUCAGGCUUCGGAUGGAACACGACACUACGAAACCUACAAGGCAGUCAAACGAUCCUGAUAAUUAUUACGCCAAACUAAGGAAAGGAAUAUAUGCGUCGAUCGCUUACCAUGGCCUAUCUGCGUACGGCCAAGUCCAGCCACUGCAUUCAGUGGUAGUUAAUGCCACGAAAAAGAAGGGCAUCAUUCGCCAAAGUCUUGCCCACCACUUUUUUCAAGUAGACGAGCGGAAGCAGAUGACACAAAGCCUUCAGGAAAAGUUAUACAAUGACUGGGAGGAACAAAAAUUGACAGAAGAUGUCGACUUUUUAGUCAGCCAAAUGGAAGACAAAGAAACUCAGCUUUAUCAGGUAUCGUCCCAGUGCAGUCGGGGCCUUGAGAACAUUGGAUCAAUGAGAUUUGUCAAACCGGCAUUAAAAAAGAAAUUGGGCGUGAACAAAGUUUCAGACACCUCUCGUUCAUUGGUCGGCCGACGAUCAGUUGGACGUCGUCCAGUUGAUUUCCGGCAAAAACCAGCUGGUGACGUUCGAUGCCUCGAUAUGCUGCCAACGAUGAGCGGCGUCGAUAGCGCUAUUCACAGCAUUUUCGGCCAAAUGAAUUCAAGCGGAUUGUAUGUUUGCAAUAACGUGAAAAUGUUUCGUCAACAUCUUGCAACAUUCAUUCGGCAGAAUAAAACAUCCCCAACAUCCCCUAAAGAACCAUCAAACCGAAUCGAAUUGGCAAAAUUCACCCGCAAAAAGAAAAAGCAUGACAAAGUUUUGGCUUUCGUCAAGCAGUUUGUACUCCGCGUGCAAGAAAGCAAUGCAUUGGAUUAUCCCGUAGCCUUUGACAUGAAAAAUGCUUAUUUCGAGUUUCGACGGACGAACAGCGAGGAAAAUGAAUUCCUCUGGCAAAACGCGUCAGAAUGUCAAAAAUUAUUUGAAGAAUACGCCAAGUUCGUUGAGACACCGUCGAACUCAUUGGAAUUGUCUGAGGUGGAAAUGCUAGCAAUCAUCCAUAAAAAGACCAUCCAUGUUUAUAAUGAUCAAUUAUCAUCAUUUAAGUACAAUGAAACCUUGAAUUCUAGCAGUUACAACAAGCAAUGUAUUCUUCAUCGCGGACACGGAGAAUGGCAACGAGUCGAGCCCAACAUAAUGGUGAAAAAUUUCUGUGAGCAAAUUGAUGAGGACCUUUUUGAAUAUCAUCCCAUUCAAACUCAUUACUUCCGCAAAUUCUUAGACCUCCUUAAAAAACAUGGAGCUAAGCAACAGGUCAUUGAUUCUUUGAAGACGCUCGACCCUGAAAACGGUGACACACCAGAUAAAUUGUUCCAAUUGCUUUUGAAAACCUUCCAGGAAAAUGAAGAAAGUGGCGAAAAUUUUAAUGUGAAAUUGCUAGAUGAAUAUUCAAUCGAUCUCUGCUGGUUGGCUGAAUGGAUAGCCGAGCACAAUAAUCGCAAUCUCAGUCCCAUCUUCUACUUGAAUAUUAUCAACAAUGUUCCACCCGUCGACUGGAGAUGCGAUUUUGUUAUGCUUGAAAUUUACGACCAAUUUUCUGAUGCGGUUUCUGAUAUUAUUGCAAAUAGCGAUAUACAAUACUGGUUGUAUCAAAUAGCCGAUGGAAUGCCAUCUCUGGUGCCUCUAUUACGAAAAUCGGUUGCCAUAUCCGAUAACUGUGCUGCGUUACAGCCGCAGAAGUUGUUGCGGCUCAUGGAAUUGAUAGCAACGGAUUUCGAACAAGACGACGGGAUCACAAGUCAGCAAUUACCGGAGCUUGAGCUACUGCCUCUCAGCGAUUGGUAUCACUUUUUAAAAAGCAAAAUGUGGGAAAAAAAAGUCAAUCGGCUGCCCAUCGGUGAAUCGAGUUCUCCAAAAGAGAAUAAAAAACUCAAGAAUGAGGCCGUUUACAUGUUACUGGAACUCGAAUUCAAAAACAACAAAGACUUUUGUGACGAGUUAUUAAAAAAGACUGUGGACUUGAAAACGGCCGUUUUUCUUUUGCAAAACAAUCUGUAUUCGGGAGUGACUCCUAGCCAAGAACAUAACGAAAGAAACAUUGACGAUAUUAUAAACAAGAUGAAAAAAGACGCGCCAACGAAUGACAAGUUAAUCAUAACAAAGGUAUAUCCCCGGACAUUGACUGAUGUGCAAACAAAAGUGAAGGAAUCUAAAUCAAUGUCAGAUCAAAUGAAAGAAUCUGACGAACACGAAUCCAAGCAGCAGGAAAGAAUAAAGAAAUUGAUCAAGCAAUGGCAGACAAAUGGUUUAGAACUCAACGAUAAUAAGUCAAUGGUCGAUUUUGUCUUUGUCUACGACUACGCCGUACAAAAAAUAUGUACAAAGGAUGGAGACAAACAAAUAUUCCGACUACGGGACACCCAGAGAAUUACGAUCAUGACAUUGCUGACAUCUGAAUACAAAAACACGUUAACACAAGUAUCAACCGGUGAAGGUAAAUCGCUUAUCGUCACUGGUGUCGCAAUCGCAUUCGCCCUUUGUCGAAACGAAAAUAAAAAGAAUAAGAAAAUCGAUGUUAUUACAAGUAAUGACGUGCUGGCUCGCCGUGAUUCUACGCUGUCGGUGGCCGAUGGUGGACUGCGAAAUCUUUACGAAUAUUUCAAUGUCAGUGUGGCAAACAAUUGCAGCCAAUGGGUGGACGAACGAACACAAGCCUACAAUGCAGCAGUCGUUUAUGGACAAUUGGCCAAUUUCCAGCGAGAUUAUUUGCUGGAUAAAUUCUACGGUCAUAGCAUCCGAGGUGACCGCACGAUGGACCUUGUCGUUAUUGAUGAAGUCGACUGCAUGUUGCUCGAUCGCGGUAACAACACGCUGUACCUAUCGCACGACAUCCCUGGUAUGGAGAUGCUCGAGUCUCUUUACGUUUUUAUUUGGGAAAAAAUACGCAGUUCUUCCAUCGGAUCGGAUAAAUUCAACAUGAAGGAAUCCGUUAAAUCAGCUGUUCUGUACGACCUCUACGGUGCUAUAUCUAAAGAUGAUUUAGAAUCGAUUCACAACCCAUUGAAGGACCAACCAUCGGAAAAGAAUGCGCUUUGGGACCACUUAAUUGAAACAAAAGUAAUCGACCCACAAGGACGACUAUUGAUGGAAGACAAGAUUGAAACCAUCAAUUUCAAACCACAAUUGGAUCCCAAGAUUAUCUUUUAUCUCCGUAACGUGGCAAAACGCAAGCGGAAUAUUCGAAUACCUGAGCAUUUGAUGUCCUUUGUCGAUCGUCAUCUCGACAAUUGGCUGGACAAUGCCAUGCAGGCACUGGAACUCAAACGAGACGAGGACUAUGUCGUCGAUCAAGACCGAACAGACACCAGCCCAGAUCUCCAUCCUCAAGUAAUUAUAAUUGAUCAGGACACAGGGAUGGACCAGAUCUCGUCGCAGUGGGAUGGAGCACUGCAUCAAUUUAUUCAGCUAAAGGAGGGAUGCAAAUUGACGUCCCAAAAUCUAAAAUCCAUUUUCAUUUCUAAUGCGACUUACAUCCAGGCUUAUAAAAAAGCAGCUGGCGUUUCGGGUACGCUGGGAUCUGAAACAGAACGACAAUUUAUGCAUACCAAAUACAAAAGUCUUCAGUUUGUCAUCCCAACAGCUUUCCAAAAAUGUUUCUACUUGAAACCAACGCAAGUCUUUAAAUCAAAGGACCACUGGCUCCAUGCCAUCGUCAAAGAAACACAACAGAUUAUUCAACCUGAAGAUCAAGCUAAAGCUCGUUCUCUCGUCAUCUUCUGUCAAUCAAUCAAAGAUGUGAACGUUAUUCGCCGAUACCUUAAAAAUGCAUUAGGAUCAAAACUCAAUGAUAACCACAUCCAUUGCUACACACGUGAUUAUGAAAAAUUUGCUUUCGAAGGUAAAUCACUUGAAAUUGGUCACGUGAUUGUCGCCACCAACUUAGCGGGUAGAGGCACGGAUAUCAAAAUAAGCGAGGAGUUGAGAGAAAACGGAGGUUUGCACAUUUGUCUAACUUUUCUGCCGAAAAAUGAGCGAAUUGAAGAGCAGGCGAUGGGACGUUCAGCUAGAAAUGGAGCACCCGGAAGUGGAACCUUCCUCCUAUACGAAGAAUCGCCAACAGGAAAGAAGUGGGAUGCCGGAAAAUGGUUAAGCAUGAAGGAGGAGCGUCAAUGGAGAGAAAAACAACGGAUAUCCCGUUUGCAAGAAGAUUUCAGGACAAUGGAACACGAGCAAAAUUUUUUUGACGAAUUGUCUAUUUAUUACACUGAACUAAAGCAAGAAUUAAAAAAACAAAAACGUGAAGAUCAGGCAAUUAAGACAAUCUGCGAUAGUGUACUUGACAUAUGGGCUUUGUGGCUUGACCAAACAGAGGAUCAUUUGAAACUGACUUAUUACUAUCAUCAUCAUUUUCUCAAACGUUUCCGGACUGGACUUGGAUUGCCAGAAAAAAACAUGACUGACAAUAGUUGGAUGACGCCAGUUCGAUCUGUCACCCUGGCAAAACAUCUGGCUCUGCAAAAGUCAUCGCUGUCCGAGGCAUGUGAAAUUCUGAAACGAGUCAUUGACUCAAGGGACAGUGAUCUGUAUCCGGCUGCUCAUUACUACUUUGCUUUCGUUUUGAUUCAAGAAGAUUUUAAAGAAAACAGACCUAAAUUUAUUCAAAUUUUGCAAAAUUGCGAAACUAUUUUGAGCAACGACAUAGACAUGCACUUGUCCUUUUAUCGCAAAGUCGCCCAUGCAGCGCCUGAGCAAACCCCGUCGUUCUGCGUCGUCGACGCCUAUAAACAGCAAAAAAACAAUAUGGUGAAGAUCCUCGAAUAUUUCAUCGGUUCCGUCCGGGCUUUACUUGGCAGUCAUUAUUGCUCAGCCUCUAAUCUCAAGGAAGCUGGGCGAGAUCCCCCGAAAUACCUGGAGUCGUCGAAAAGAAAAUGAAAAAAAUUCUAACAUCUAUACGGAAACAAAAUGCUUCCCAUUUCCCGCGUUUUCA